Cannabis sativa is the source of this 2697-nucleotide messenger RNA. RefSeq lists its product as uncharacterized. NCBI's taxonomy places the organism in Eukaryota, Viridiplantae, Streptophyta, Magnoliopsida, Rosales, Cannabaceae. The transcript is spliced from 8 exons. Gene Ontology annotation, molecular function: RNA-DNA hybrid ribonuclease activity; nucleic acid binding. The coding region runs from base 1 to 2697 and encodes 898 amino acids. The record is from RefSeq and is a predicted model, not a curated record.
AUGUUUGACAUUAUCUCUUCUUUUUUCUCUAGCCUUUUUUCGACUGAUGGUUGUGAUGCUAAGGCAACUAGUCAUAUUCUAGAUUGCUUGGGGCCUCCCCUUGAAGAUUUGGAUUAUGAGUUUUUGGCUCAGCCCUUCACUGCCCAGGAGGUGAAAAAGACUGUCUUUAGCAUCUCUGGUGAUAAGGCUCCUGGACUUGAUGCUCUUAAUGCCUUUUUCUAUCAAAAGAAUUGGGCUACUUUUGGUCAUGAGCUGGUUUCUGUGGUGUUGGAUUGCUUAAAUGGUCAAGCUGACUUCUCUGCUAUUAACAACACCUUGAUUGCAAUUGCUAACCGGUUAAAGGUUGUUCUUGAUAAAGUGAUUUCCCCUUUUCAAAGUGCUUUUGUUUCUGGGCGUGUUAUCUUUGAUAAUAUUCUCAUUGCCCAUGAGCUUAUUCAUGCCAUAAAUUCUAGAAAAGCUGGUAAAAGGGGAUGGGCUGCUUUGAAGCUUGAUAUGGCCAAAGCUUUUGAUCGUGUGGAAUGGAAUUUUCUGGAAAGUGUCAUGUACCAUUUUAAUUUUCCUAUUAGCUUUGUUAAUCUCAUCAUGAAAUGUAUAGCUACUACUACCCUUUCUUUUCUUGUCAAUGGGGAGGUUAAAGGCUCUCUUAAACCUUCUCGUGGUCUUAGACAAGGGGACCCUUUAUCCCCUUACCUUUUCAUUCUCUGUGCUGAGGGGUUGUCUGCUCUCCUUCGAACUAGGCAAGAUGCUCAAUUUCUUAAAGGUAUUUCUGUGUCUAGACAUGCUCCAUCAAUCUCUCACUUGUUAUUUCCUGAUGAUAGUCUUCUUUUUUGCUCGGCUGAUAGAGAGUCCUGUUUAGCUAUUCAAGAAGAGAUUCGUACCAUGUUCUUUGACACUCUUAAUUUAGAAGAUAAGCCUUUUGUGUCAAAAUAUCUAGGUCUUCCUCAAUGUCUGUCUCGUUCAAAGUUUCAUUCUUUUUCGUUUCUUAGGGAUAAAGUUGCCUCUGUCCUUAGAACUUGGUCUUCUAAAUGUUUCUCUAGAGCAGGUAAGGAGGUUCUUUUGAAAGCUGUAAUUCAAGCUAUCCCUGCUUAUGCGAUGGCUUGUUUUAGGCUUCCUGUUAAGCUUUGUAAGGGAAUUGAGACUGCGAUGGCCAGAUUCUGGUGGGGUUCUAAUGGAGAGUCUAGGAAAAUUCAUUGGAAAUCCUGGAAGUCCCUUUGUAAAUCAAAAUUCUGUGGUAGUUUAGGUUUUCGUUCUUUAGUUCAUUUCAACCAAGCUAUGUUAGCUAAACAAGCUUGGCGUAUUAUGGACAAUCCUAACUCUCUUCUCAGUAGGAUCCUUAAAGCUCGUUAUUUUUCCCAUUCUUCUAUUCUUGCUGCUGCCCCUGGUCACAACCCUUCUUUCACUUGGAGAAGCAUUUUAUGGGGGAUGGAUUUAUUGGCUUCGGGACUUAUCUGGAAAAUUGGGAGUGGGAAUGAUAUUCAUACCAUAUCUGACCAUUGGCUACCUAAUCAUAAAUAUAAAUCUUUCUCUAGUACUAUCCAUCCUCCUUCCCAGUUUUUAUCCUACUUUAUCUCUGCCUUAGGGACUUGGGAUGUUAAUAGGUUGGGUGCUUAUUUUGGUAAUUCUAUCAUUGAUGAUAUUCUUGAAGUGCCAGUUGCAGGGUGUUAUGGUAGGGAUUCUCUGAUUUGGGAGAAGACAAGUUCAGGUGUUUUUUCUGUUAAAUCUGCUUAUCAUCUGGCUUCCUCUUUCCUGGAUAUUCCUUCUUCUUCUUCUUUCACUUCUUCUAAAAAGUUUUGGUCCCAUGUUUGGAAAGUUCUUGAUUCUCCUCUUUGUCCUAUUUGUAAACUUGCCCCUGAGAGUAUCAAACAUGCUAUGCUAGACUGCUCCAGAUCCAGAAAGGCAUGGAGAUCUUCCAGACAGGUGCCAAGAUCAGGUCCAGAUUGUAACUCAGCCUCUGCAAGGGUUCAGCCAUCUGGUUCCAAUGUCUUCAAAAUUUUCACUGAUGCAGCCACUGAUUCUCAAAGAAGGAAACAUAGUAUUGGAGUGGUUCUCUUGGAUGGUUGUAAUCGAGUGAAGGCAGGUUUCACUACUCCUUUUUCUGGACUUGUUCCUCUUGCUGUUGCUGAAGCCAAAGCUGUUCAUCAAGCUAUCCAAUGGGCUCAACUGCUUCGACUCCCGGUGGACGUUUUGAUGACAGAUUGUAAAUCUAUAGUAGAUAAGCUUAAUGCUUGUAAUUGGAAUAAUAGUGUAUUUGAUGAUGUAAUAUGUAGUAUUAAGAACUUAUUAUCGUUCAGUCCGGGCCUAACCAUUUCUCAUGUUGGUAGGGACUUUAAUCUUUUAGCUCAUAAGGGUUUGUUAGAGGCUUGUCAGGAUCUUCGUCCAUGUAUUUCCAAGUCUCAAAAUUGUCUGAAGAAUCUUUUUAUUGCUUUUGAUUUGGCUAUUAGAACUACCAUUGAAAGAAGAUACGAAGAACUAAAUAUUGUUGGACCUGAGAAAAUAAUGUUUAUCAGUAUGAUUUUAGAAAACUUGGCACUUUCAUUAGAUGAUAAUGGGGAUUUAAUAUACUAUUUGAAGUAUCCUAGGCUUGGAGGAGCUGGAUGCUACCCAACUCUCGGAGGUGAGCAAAAGAUUGAUCCCUCUGAACUAGCCAUAGCUCCAGGAGGAACAGCUAGGUUGUCCAAGGGGAUCCUUCCUACUUAA